Messenger RNA from Salvia miltiorrhiza (redroot sage), 1093 nucleotides. RefSeq lists its product as uncharacterized. Bases 56 to 961 code for a protein of 301 amino acids. The transcript is spliced from 5 exons. NCBI's taxonomy places the organism in Eukaryota, Viridiplantae, Streptophyta, Magnoliopsida, Lamiales, Lamiaceae. The record is from RefSeq and is a predicted model, not a curated record.
AUAGAAAAGUAACCGUUGGUUCGGUUCGCGCUACCCGCUAUGAGCUGAUUGCGAAAUGCACACCGACUUUUCCAAGACACAUACAGUCCACGAGACUGCCAAACAAAGAUCUACACUUGUUUUCUUAAUUUUUCUAUCAAUGGCGGCGCUGCUCUCAUCUUCAGUUUCAGCCAGCGCUCUCUCGCUAUUCAAAUCUAAUCCACACUUUACCAAGGAAGGUUCCAGAAAACGCUCAAUCUCACUGUCUGCUUCCUCAGCAGAGGCUUCUCAAGAAUCACAAUCAACUGAAAAGUUUGGAGUUUCGGCAAAAGGGAAAGCGCCCUUUGUUGAGCCGCCGGAGUUGCCCUAUAAUUAUACCCUCGCCAAUCCGAAUGGAAGCUCGGUCGUACAAUUUGUACAAUCUACCGAGUCCAAUAUUGAGAGGGUCAUAUUUGAUUUCCGGUUUUUGGCACUCCUAGCAGUUGCCGGUUCAUUGGCUGGCUCGGUGCUGUGCUUUCUCAAUGGAUGCGUCUACAUAUUUGAUGCGUACAAAGUAUACUGGACGAGCUGUGUUAAAGGGGUCCAUUCCGGCCAAAUGGUUCUACGACUAGUUGAAGCCAUUGAUGUAUAUCUUGCCGGGACUGUCAUGUUAAUAUUUGGGAUGGGGUUGUACGGACUCUUCAUUUCAAAUGUGCCCCCGAAUGUCCCUGCAGCUUCUGACCGCGCGCUCAAGGGAUCUUCCUUGUUCGGCAUGUUUGCUUUGAAGGAGAGGCCAAAGUGGAUGAAGAUCAGCUCACUGAACGAGCUGAAGACGAAAGUCGGGCAUGUGAUAGUGAUGAUCCUACUGGUGAAGAUGUUUGAAAGGAGCAAGAUGGUAACCAUAACAACCGGUUUCGACCUACUAACCUACUCGGUGUGUAUAUUCUUGUCUUCGGCUUCCUUGUACAUCCUCCACAAUCUACAUAGAUCGGAAAACGAUUAGCUCACUCACAACCUCUAGUUGUAUAUUGCACCUCAAACAUACGGGAUAUAUGUAAUGUGUAUAUAUCAUCAAUAUUUCUAUCUAUGUAUACCUGCUCUGUGUUUGGAGCGGAUUUAUUGUGAUUUUUACUCA